GCGUGCAGUGUAAGCGCACAGCUGCGUGUGGUGAAGUUUAGUAUACCUCAGAAAUCCUCGCCUACUUCGCUAGAUAAAAAAAAAAAAAGAUUGCUGUGGGGGAAUAAACCUGUCUCACUGCGCACGCACCGCACCAACAUUGUCCAAUGACUGAAGCUUGCGCAUCUACUGAUGACCAUUACUUGAAAUUGUUUGGCACAAUGCGGUGUUGUAUUUAACGUUCGCCUUUUUUGUUGUUUUUAGUCCGCCUGCGCUCUUGGAUCUUUUUGGAGAUGUCUGAGUUUAACCACUCAAAUCUAUCAGGCGGAAACGCUCCGGACCCGGACUACAAGUGGACAUAUGAAUAUUACGACGAUGAUGAGCCUGUUUCGUUCGAGGGACUCAAAGCGCACCGAUACUCCAUUGUGAUAGGCUUCUGGGUGGGCCUGGCUGUCUUUGUCAUCUUCAUGUUCUUUGUCCUGACGCUUCUCACCAAGACAGGAGCUCCAAAUCCCGAAGGAGCUGAGCCCUAUAAGAAGCGUGUUCGUCUGACCAGCUGUGUGGAAGACCUCCGCCCCCCUGCAGACCCUGACCACCGGCCCUGCCUCCAUCGCCCCUUACUGGACUCCUCUCUCAGCCGCUCCCUCUUCCACUGCUACAUCAAUGAGGAACAGGCCCAGGAGGGGUCCAGGCCUAGAGCUGGCGCACGAGUUGUGGGAGCACCCAGAGGAGGGCUUGUCCAGGGGCCGGGGCGAGGCAGGUCAGGCAGCCCAGAGGAGGGGGUGGUGGUGGGGAUGGAAGUAGGUGUCAGCCGUGCCCUGCAAGGGGCUGCCAUGUUGGGGGGGAACCGGACUGACCACAGAGAGGCAAUGUCCCUGUCCCACUUCAACAUCCCUAACGUUGUGAACUCCGAGCACUGCUCCGCCCUGGGGGCGGACGAUCUGCUGCUGGGGGAGCCACCAAUCAUCAUGGCGGGGGAGUGUCAUUGGUCCCACAGCGCACAUCACAUGAUGGACUAAGGUCCUCUCUACUUCCUGGGGUGCCGCCAGUCAUCCUGGAGGGGUAGUGUCGUUCCAAUGGGGUCCUUCACACGAUUGACUGGGGGAACCAUCAAUCAUCCUAGAGGGUGAGUGUCAUCGGCCACGUAGUGCCCUUCAGAAGACGGACUGUCCUGCCCAUCACACAAUAGACUAGGGUCCUGCUUACUUCUCACACCCACCUCCGUUAGGACAUUAUAGAUAAUUAUGAGGACAUCACAGGACUCAUCAGCCUUAUAUAGAGUUGUGUCAAGGUCCUAAUCUAACAUUCUGUGUUGUGCCAGUCAUGUACAGUGCAAGCUCUCCUAAUUAGGCUGUGGUUCCAGCUUCUCACACCACCUCCAUUGUGAGGACAUUCUGGAUUAUUCUGGAUCCUCCUACAGUAACUGUACCUCCUGACAUUUUCAUUCUGUUCAGAUUUGGUUCAGGCUAAAUUACUGUCCAGUCAAAAUAUAAACAUUUAAAUGUUAGUUAUCAGAGUUAAAUAUACCUAUGUGAUAUGAGCUAUUUUUCUAAUCUUUAUGUCAACAAGGUUGCCCACGCAGAGCCAGAACUUGUGAUGUCACAUCUCAACGCUAAACUGGAAGUCCAGCUUCAUCAAGUUGAUUUGAAUGUUUUUUUAUUUAACUAGGCAAGUCAGUUAAGAACAAAUUCUAAUUUUCAAUGACGGCCUACCACGGCCAAAUCCUCCCCUAACCCGGACGAUGCUGGGCCAAUUGUGCGCCAACCUAUGGGACCCCCGAUAACGGCCUGUUGUGAUACAUCCCAGAAUUGAACCCGGGUCUGUAGUGAUGCAGUACCUUAGACCGCUGCGCCACUCAGUCUCCCCGUAUAGUGGUGGAGGCCUUGCAGAAAUCAGUUAAGGGGAUGGAGACAACAGAAGAGGCAAGGAGAAUUUGAUACAAUAACCAAAAAGUACCAGAAAGGCAAGACUCUUCUUUUGGGUUUUCAAUUCAACAGCAGUCUGAAUGUUGUCCUUGUUCAGUACUAAUUGUAGCACAUCUGUUAAUCACUAUAAACUGUUAUAUACCUUACCUUUUAUAUACAAUGUGUUGCUCCUGUCAAUGCUUUACAUACAUGUCAAGUUCUCAUCUGCCAAGUCUAUAGAAGGUUGUGACUAAAUAAAUCUAUUUAAACGGCA
Messenger RNA from Salmo salar (Atlantic salmon), 2157 nucleotides. Its product is annotated as melanocortin-2 receptor accessory protein 2A. Gene Ontology annotation, molecular function: signaling receptor regulator activity; type 5 melanocortin receptor binding; type 1 melanocortin receptor binding. Gene Ontology annotation, cellular component: plasma membrane; endoplasmic reticulum. Gene Ontology annotation, biological process: regulation of adenylate cyclase-activating G protein-coupled receptor signaling pathway; protein localization to plasma membrane. NCBI's taxonomy places the organism in Eukaryota, Metazoa, Chordata, Actinopteri, Salmoniformes, Salmonidae. The record is from RefSeq and is a predicted model, not a curated record.